AUGAAGUUUUGGGGCUGGAUGCAUCAUAAGUUCCGAGAGAAUAGCAAAGAGCCACUGAAAGAUGCUACAACUGGUAACAACCAUUUCCCCCUUUCAGCUCAUCCAUCCCUUGAUAGCCAAGAUGUUUACACCGCAGCAUGUGCUGGCUCCAGAUACAAUACUGGAUCCAGAAAGCAGCUUAAUAUGUUCCAGGAAAGCUCCUUCGCAGGACCCAAGGAAAAUACAGAAGAAAACUUCAAGGAUGGGAGAAACAGUGAUUUCUUUCAUGGGUUUCUUGCCAUUGGAACCCUUGGUGGAGAAACACUUUUGGAUGAACCAGCAACACCAACAUUUGGCAUGUCAUUUGGGGACACAGCAACAGAUAAUGAAGAAGUGACAGAGAAUGAUCUGAAGCUCAUUAGCAAUGAAUUGGAGAAGUUCCUUGAGGCAGAAGCUAAUGAAGGACACAAUCAACCAUCAGGAAGGAACAGCGACACUAACACUAUUGCAUCCACCAUUGAGGCAGCUGAGGGACUAGAUGCUGAAGAAGAUAAUCAGCCAAUGAAGUUCCCGCUUCAAGAGUAUCUUUUUGGUUCUCUAAUCGAAUUCCCAGAAACAAAUAUUGCAGGGAAGAAGGAAAGAGCAUCGCUUGGAGAACUGUUUCAAGUAACAGAAAUGCAAGAUAAACAUCCAGAAAACAAAUGUGGGGAGAAAAAGAAGCAAACCAGUUCAACCCACAAGUCUGCAAAGCAUCUUGUGAAGAAGGUACUGAAAAAGCUACACCCAACGUCAAGGAUCCCUGCCAAUGGUAAAACUGAAGUGGCUUCCACAAAGAAGAAGUUCCACAAGAUGGCACAAGUUUUCCAUAGGAAAGUACAUCCUGAAGACUCCAUUAUGGAAAGCGAAAUAUACAACAGCAUGGCAGACCCAAAACAUAGCAGAGCAAGCUCUAUUGGGUUAGUCCCCGCUAAGAUGAACCCCUGUCACGAGACAAGUAAAAGAUGGAUCCAGUAUGAGCUAAAAAGUUCACCUUCUGCUGGAAACGGAGAACACUGGAUCAAAACAGACGAAGAUUACUUCGUGUUGGAGCUGUAGCAAAGGGAUCAGAAGAAACGAGUAAACUAAGAAGUGUGAGUGUAUUAUGUCAUUUCAUACAUGUGUGAAUUGUGUGGUAUGAUUAAGGCAAAUGUGUUCAAGACUUAUUGGGAAU
Messenger RNA from Eutrema salsugineum, 1189 nucleotides. RefSeq names its product protein LAZY 1. Lineage: Eukaryota; Viridiplantae; Streptophyta; Magnoliopsida; Brassicales; Brassicaceae. The transcript has 5 exons. The coding region runs from base 1 to 1074 and encodes 357 amino acids. Gene Ontology annotation, biological process: regulation of auxin polar transport; gravitropism. The record is from RefSeq and is a predicted model, not a curated record.